This is a messenger RNA of Xenia sp. Carnegie-2017, 671 nucleotides long. RefSeq names its product CB1 cannabinoid receptor-interacting protein 1-like. The record is from RefSeq and is a predicted model, not a curated record. The transcript has 3 exons. The coding region runs from base 18 to 422 and encodes 134 amino acids. Gene Ontology annotation, biological process: negative regulation of signaling receptor activity. Lineage: Eukaryota; Metazoa; Cnidaria; Anthozoa; Malacalcyonacea; Xeniidae. Gene Ontology annotation, molecular function: type 1 cannabinoid receptor binding. Gene Ontology annotation, cellular component: plasma membrane.
GCUUUGUUCAUUUUGAUAUGGAUGGUGAACGGUUCAAGUAUCCUAAGACCGUCAAGUUUAAUGCGGAAACUGUUUACAAGAUCACCAUACGAGUACAGCCUCAUGAAAAUAUAAGCAAUGUAAGCUUGAGUGGAGUCAAUGUUGAUGGACAAUCAACUAAAGAGGAAUCCAGCUCUUCUUUUUCUGGUGUAUGGUCAUCUGGUAACAUCCAAAAGACUAAAAAUAAUGCUCGAACAGUUAUACCUCUUAAAAUCCAGUUCGAGAAUGGUAGCAGUGUUCAGAUGUCAUUACAAUGUAAAUUUUACCCUUUAAAUGAAAAUGCCCACAAUGUUUGGGGAACGCCACUCAAAAACAUUGAAGUGAAAUGCAGCCACAAAAAAGAACUAAACAGUACUACAGUAGAUGAAAUAAAUUUCAGAUAGAGACACAUUUUAUUAAUGUGUUGUUUUGUGUGAUUCCUUAUUCAUUUUCUACUAAUUAAAUUCAUGUAUGCCACAAGACUAAACAUUUAAAUAAAUUUAUUAAUUAAGUACAUGUUUCUAUAAAUCAAUUAAUUUUUUAAAUACAUCAAUUAUUAAUUUCAGUCUUAUAAAUACAACAAGCAUGAAUAUCAACAUCACCUAUAGAAUACAAAAAAUGUACAUAGUACAAUAAAUAUUUUUUGUUCAUAA